Messenger RNA from Fraxinus pennsylvanica, 1569 nucleotides. NCBI's taxonomy places the organism in Eukaryota, Viridiplantae, Streptophyta, Magnoliopsida, Lamiales, Oleaceae. The record is from the annotation of a GenBank genome assembly.
AUGGGUACCACGAAUCAGAGGCAGAAUCCACGACCUGAAGCAUCAGUAUCCGAACCAGAUUUUCCAACCGCGUCAUCGUUCUCAGUAAACAAGAAAAAAUGGUCUAAUUUUUUGCCCGCUUUUGUGGGCCUUAUUGUGUUAGGUGAGAUCGCAUUUUUGUGCCGGCUCGACAUGGCGAAGAACGUUGACCUGGUUAACACGUGGGCUGACUCUUUCUACCAGUUCACCAAGUCCACGACGUCGUCUUGGUCAACGGUUUCUUUGGCCGAUGAAGCUUGGUCGGGCAUUGGUAGCGGCAGGCUUAACGAUCCAGGCUCCGGGCCCGAGGACAGGUGCGAGGCAUGGCUGGAGGAGGAGGAUUAUGUUCCUUAUUCUAGAGAUUUUAAGAAAGAGCCUAUUUUUGUCAAUGGAGGUAAUGAGGAGUGGAAGACCUGCGCUGUGGGAUGUAAGUUUGGUUUUGAUUCUGGUAAGAAGCCUGAUGCUGCAUUUGGACUUUCUCAGGAACGGGGCACUGCUGGUGUGCUUCGCUCAAUGGAGUCAGCUAGAUAUUAUGCUGAGAAUAGCAUUGAUAUGUCACGACGGAGGGGAUAUGAUGUUGUCAUGACUACUAGUCUUUCAUCGGAUGUUCCUGUGGGAUAUUUCUCUUGGGCUGAGUAUGAUAUAAUGGCUCCAGUGCAACCAAAAACUGAAAGUGCUCUUGCUGCCGCCUUUAUUUCCAAUUGUGCUGCUCGCAACUUCCGCUUGCAAGCUUUGACUGCACUUGAGAAAUCAAACAUCAAAAUUGAUUCUUACGGUGGUUGUCAUAGGAACCGCCAUGGAAGAGUGGACAAAGUGGAAACUUUGAAGCGCUACAAGUUUAGCUUGGCUUUUGAGAACUCGAAUGAAGAGGAUUAUGUCACUGAAAAAUUUUUCCAGUGUCUUGUAGCUGGGUCUGUUCCUGUGGUCAUUGGUGCACCUAAUAUCCAAGAUUUUGCUCCUUCUUCUGGUUCACUGUUGCAUAUCAGGGAGCUAAAAGACGUUGAUUCAGUUGCCAAGUCCGUGAAAUAUCUUGCCGAAAAUCCCAGUGCAUAUAAUGAGUCAUUAAGGUGGAAGCUUGAAGGGCCAUCAGAUUCUUUUAAGGCGCUUGUUGAUAUGGCGGCAGUUCAUUCAUCUUGCCGUUUGUGCAUUUAUUUGGCUACAAAGAUCCGAGAGAAAGACGAGGAAAGUGCAGAAUUUAGAAAACGGCCCUGCAAGUGUAUCAGUGGCUCGCGGACUACGUAUCACAUUUAUGCAAGGGAAAGAGGGAGGUUUGAGAUGGAGUCCAUUUUCUUAAGGUCGGACAACUUGACCUUGGGGGCUUUAAAUUAUGCCGUUCUUUUGAAGUUCAAGUCCAUGAAACACGCUCCAAUUUGGAAAUCUGAGAGACCCAAAAGCAUAAGGGGAGGGGAUGACCUCAAAAUUUACAGAAUAUAUCCUGUCGGAAUGACACAGAGGCAAGCAUUAUAUACGUUCAGCUUCAAAGGAGAUUCUGAUUUCAGGAAUUACAUAGAGAGCAACCCAUGUGCCAAGUUCGAAUUCAUUUUCGUAUAG